Cyprinodon variegatus (sheepshead minnow) is the source of this 3204-nucleotide messenger RNA. It is a transcript of the gene aass, whose product is annotated as aminoadipate-semialdehyde synthase. The record is from RefSeq and is a predicted model, not a curated record. NCBI's taxonomy places the organism in Eukaryota, Metazoa, Chordata, Actinopteri, Cyprinodontiformes, Cyprinodontidae. The transcript is spliced from 22 exons. Bases 28 to 2595 code for a protein of 855 amino acids. Gene Ontology annotation, molecular function: saccharopine dehydrogenase activity. Gene Ontology annotation, cellular component: cytoplasm.
CAGCCUGAGCUCUGCUUGCAGUACUACAUGAAGGCGGGGGCCGUCAUCCAGGAGGACAUCUCUGAGGCGUCAAUGAUCGUUGGAGUGAAGAGGCCGCCGGAGGAGAAGGUCAUCCCCAGGAAAACCUACGCUUUCUUCUCCCACACCAUCAAAGCCCAGGAGGCCAACAUGGGCCUUUUGGACGACCUGCUGAAGAAGGAAGUCCGUCUGAUCGACUACGAGAAGAUGGUGGAUGCCAACGGUUAUCGGAUCGUGGCCUUUGGCCAGUGGGCCGGUGUUGCAGGAAUGAUCAACAUCCUUCACGGACUGGGACUGCGCUUCCUGGCCCUGGGCCACCACACCCCCUUCAUGCACAUUGGCAUGGCUCACAACUACAGGAAUGUCAGCCAGGCCAUCCAGGCUGUCAGGGACUGUGGCUACGAGAUUUCCAUGGGGCUCAUGCCCAGAUCCAUUGGACCCAUCACCUUCUGCUUCACGGGGACCGGAAAUGUCUCCAAGGGAGCCCAGGAUAUCAUCAACGAGCUUCCUGUGGAAUAUGUGGAGCCUCCUGAGUUGAAGGACGUCUCUGUAACUGGAGAUAUGAACAAAGUUUACGCCACCGUUCUGAGCCGACACCACCACCUGGUGAGGAAGAGCGACGGCAUCUACGACCCCAUGGAGUACGAGAACCAUCCAGAACUCUACACGUCUCACUUCAGGACCAGCGUGGCUCCCUACACAACCUGUCUGAUUAAUGGCAUUUACUGGGACCCCCACACCCCCCGCCUCCUCAGACGAGUUGAUGCCCAGAGGCUCAUCAGACCUCUUAAAUCCCGUUAUGCGUUCAAUGACGGAUCCCCGGCUCUGCCGCACAAGCUGCUGGCCAUCUGUGACAUAUCUGCCGACACCGGAGGCUCCAUAGAGUUCAUGACGGAGUGCACCACCAUCGACAAGCCUUUCUGCAUAUAUGAUGCUGACCAGCACAUAGAUCAUGACAGUGUGGAGGGAAACGGGAUCCUCAUGUGCUCCAUCGACAACCUUCCUGCUCAGCUGCCGAUUGAAGCCACCGAGUACUUCGGAGACCGCCUCUUCCCCUACAUCUGGGAGAUGCUGCUCUCAGACGCCACCAAGCCGCUGGAUGAGGAGGAGUUCAGCCCACAAGUUAGAGAUGCCAUCAUCACCUCUAAUGGAGCUCUCACCCCAAAGUUUGAGUACAUCGAGAAAAUGAGAGAAAAAAGGGAAAAAGCUCAGAUCCUGAAGAAAACAGGGAUGAAGAAAGUCCUGCUGCUGGGUUCAGGGUACGUCUCUGGGCCGGUUGUUGAGUAUCUGACCCGAGAUGAGAAGACUCAGGUCACAGUUGCCUCUGUGGUUCUGAAACAGGCGGAGGAGCUGGCGGCCAAGUAUCCCAACACCAUCCCCAUCAUGCUGGACGCCAGCAGCCAGGAGGGACACCUGGACUCCCUGGUCCAAGAUCAUGAUCUGGUCAUUAGCAUGCUGCCGUACUCCUUCCAUCCCCUGAUCGCCAAACACUGCAUCAGAAGGAAGGUGAACAUGGUGACGGCCAGCUACCUGAGCCCCGCUAUGAAGGAGCUGCAGAGCAGGGUGGAGGAGGCAGGCAUCACCAUCGUGAAUGAGAUGGGGCUGGAUCCAGGUAUUGACCACAUGCUGGCAAUGGAGUGUAUGGACCAGGCCAAAGCUGACGGCUGCACAGUGGAGUCCUACACCUCGUUCUGCGGCGGGCUUCCCGCUCCACAGUGCUCUGACAAUCCUCUUCGCUACAAGUUCAGCUGGAGUCCAUAUGGCGUCCUCCUGAACACAGUCAGCCCAGCCGUCUUCCUCAGGGACGGUGAGGUGGUGAGCGUCCCAGCUGGAGGCUCUCUGAUGGAUUCGGCCACAACAAUGGAUUUCUUCCCUGGUUUCAACCUGGAGGGAUUUCCCAACCGCGACAGCACCAAGUACGCCGAGCCGUACGGCAUCCAGACGGCUCACACGCUCAUCAGAGGAACGCUGCGCUUCAAGGGUUUCUCCAAAGCCAUGGGUGGUUUUGUUAAGCUGGGUCUGAUCAACUCUGAGCCCAGUCCAGUUCUGCAGGACCUUGAAUCUACCAUUUCCUGGAAAGAGCUCCUCUGUCAGCAGAUGGGCUUACCUCCAUCCAUCUCCCAGGAAGCCUUCGAGGACGCCGUCUACAAAAGGAUCGGAGAGGACCAGUUCAGGAUGGACACGCUGAGAUGGUUAGGGAUGCUCUGCGACGACGCCGUGCCUCAUGCAGACUCCAUUCUGGCUGCUCUUGCAAAGCACCUGGAGGCCAGACUCUCCUUUGCUAAAGGCGAGCAGGACCUGGUGGUUAUGAGGAACGAGGUGGGGCUGCGGCAUCCAACCGGUGAGCUGGAGACCAGAGAGAUCAGCCUGGUGGUUUAUGGGGAACCCAACGGUUUCUCUGCCAUGGCCAAGACAGUGGGGUUUCCUGCAGCCAUUGCUGCCCGCAUGGUUCUGGAUGGGGAAAUCGGCACCAAGGGCCUGGUGGUCCCCAUGACCAAGGACAUCUAUGGGCCGGUUCUGACCCGGCUGAAGGAGGAAGGACUGAACAUCAUAUCCAAGAGCACCCUGCAGGAGUAGGACAGCAAUACCCUAAGAGCCGUCAGUCUGCUGGUCGACUCGUGUUCAAACCCCUCUCCUCAGAAAAAGCUUUAAGGCCAAACAAUUGGACAAAAUCACCACAUAUGGAACGGUUACAUGUUAAAUGACCUCUAUGCUCCUAGUUUUCUGUUACAGGUCCUUCCAGGUUAGGAUGGUUCUGCCUAAUGUUUCCAGUCUGUUGCAGCUCAGAGGUUCACUGUUACAGACGGAGGAAAGGAGCCAAACAUUGUCGACACUAACGUCCAGGCAGAGACGAUCAGUCAGAAACCUGCGUAUGGAGCGGGCUUUAAACGCCUCGGCAUCGCUGAUGACAUCACAGUUUCUGUUUAUCUGAUCAAGUAGAGCCUGUUUCCACUACAGGCGCUGCUCUGAGGAAGCAGACUAUUUAUUCUCUGACCAGAUGAACUAAUCCUUUUGAAAUGUGGAAAAAAAAAAAGUAUUUUUGCUUGUAGUAGAGAUCUAUUUUUAGAAAAUAUGUUGUGCUUCUAUAGUUGAAUGUUUGUAGAUGAGAAACGUUUAUAAAGGAGAGAUGUCCCAGAAAGUCCAACAUGUCUAACAUCUGGUUUUGAUGACUGAAUUAAACCUUCA